AUAAUCGAUUUUAGCUGUCUCUGCAUAAUUCCGAAGGAUUCGUGUGUGGUGCGAGUAUUCUUUCCAGAAAUUGGGCUAUCACUGCUCUUCACUGUUUGUGAGCUUCAUUUAUUAAACAAACUAACAGUCCAAAAGAAGUAUCAAGGAAUUGACAAUUAUUUAUUUAGACUUUCAGAAAGAACGUCGAAUUAUUUCGUACGAGCUGGGUCGAACAAACCUUACGAAGGAGGAUCAUUGCACAGAGUGAUAAAAAUACACGUGUAUGAUAAUGCAAAAUAUUCAUAUUUAUUAUCAGGUGUGUUCUAUCACGACGUAGCUCUUUUCCAAGUGAAACCUCGUUUUCGUUUUUCAAAUACCGUCCAAGCAAUUAGACUUCCUCAUCAAUUUAAUAGAUCUCCUCGAAAAUUGUAUGUCUGUGGUUGGGGUUACACCUCUUUACAAAAUAACGCAAUUUUUGGAAAUUUCUUCCAGCCAAGGAUCAGUGAUGUUCUGAUGGGUGUAUUCGUUUCCCGCACACCACACGAAAUUUGCAUUAACGAGACUCCAGAAUAUGAAGCAAUAAUUAACAAAGAAUAUCAUCUUUGUUACGGUACACGAGGAAAGGACUCUUGCUAUGGGGACUCGGGAGGACCAUUGGCAAGUAGAAAUAUCCUUUAUGGUGUUGUGUCUUUUGGUCAAGAUUGCGCUGUAGUGUCAGGAGUUUAUGAAAACGUGUCUUAUUAUCGAAACUGGAUCAAGGAAAUCACAAACCUGUGAAUUAAUUAGAAAUUUAAAAUGUAUAUUAAUUAGUAAAAUA
Messenger RNA from Osmia lignaria (orchard mason bee), 796 nucleotides. Lineage: Eukaryota; Metazoa; Arthropoda; Insecta; Hymenoptera; Megachilidae. The record is from RefSeq and is a predicted model, not a curated record.